This is a messenger RNA of Pogona vitticeps (central bearded dragon), 6235 nucleotides long. NCBI's taxonomy places the organism in Eukaryota, Metazoa, Chordata, Lepidosauria, Squamata, Agamidae. The record is from RefSeq and is a predicted model, not a curated record.
GGGAGCGAGGAGGGGGGAGGAGCCAAUGGGAGGCCGCGCAGCGCAGCUUCGGCUCAACAGCUUGUUAUUUGGGUGCUGAGUGGCGCCGCCGCCGCCGCCGCCCGAGUGAGAGAGAGGCUGAGGGGAGGAAAGAGACCAAGAAGAAGAAGAAGAGGAGCCUCCAGCCGCUCGCUGGCUGAGGGGAAGCCGUGGAGCCCGGAGGGGGGCGGGGAAGGAGCGAAGGCGGAGCGGAGCCGCUGCUGCUGCUGCUGCUGCCGCCGCCGCCGGGAUCGGUCGCCCUCGUCCUUCGCCGCUUGUUGCUGGUGGUGGCGGUGGGAGUGGGACGGCGGUGCCUUUGGGCCGGGCCGCCCACCUCCCUCCACCCCUCCCUCUCUCGCUCCUUCCUCACACACGCGCCCGCCCGCUCGCCCGCCGGCGGAGGAGACUGGCUCGGUUUGGGAGUUGGUGGCCGAGCUCGAACGGAGGAGGAGGAGAUUUUUUCAGCUGUGGUAAAGACAAAGGAUUUGAGCUGGAAUCCCUCAAAUAACCUUCUAAGAUGAAGGCAGCCGAUGAGCCUGCCUACCUGACUGUGGGGACUGAUGUCAGUGCCAAGUACCGGGGUGCCUUCUGUGAGGCAAAAAUUAAGACAGUAAAACGACUGGUGAAAGUUAAGGUGAUUUUAAAGCAAGAUAAUUCAACUCAGCUAGUGCAAGAUGACCAGGUGAAAGGACCUUUACGGGCUGGUGCAGUUGUUGAGACCAAGAUGCCAGAUGGAUCCUUUCAAGAAGCUGUCAUCAGUAAACUGACCGAUGCCAGCUGGUAUACUGUAGUGUUCGAUGAUGGAGACGAGAGGACACUGAGACGGACAUCAUUGUGUUUGAAGGGGGAGAGGCAUUUUGCAGAAAGUGAGACACUUGACCAACUGCCACUAACAAAUCCAGAGCAUUUUGGAACACCAGUCAUUGCAAAGAAAACCAACAGAGGAAGGCGAUCCUCUCUUCCUGUUAACGAAGAUGAAAAAGAAGAAGAAAGUAGUGAAGAGGAGGAAGACGAUAAGAGACGUCUUAACGAUGAAUUGCUUGGUAAAGUUGUCAGUGUGACAACCAGUUCUGAGGAUGGAGAGUGGUAUCCGGCUUUGGUCUUAUCCCCCAGCUGCAGUGAAGAUAUUUCUGUGAAAAAGGACCAGUGUUUAGUUCGAUCUUUCGCAGAUUCCAAAUUUUAUUCCAUAGCAAGAAAGGAUAUUGAGGAAUUAGACAUGCUGAACAUUACAAAACAGGAGUUGUCCUCUAGAAAAGGGUUACAAGAGGCCAGCAGCUUCUUCAGUCUGAAAGCUAUACCUGCUAAUUGGAAGAUGGAUAUGCGUGAGAUUUUGGAAUCCUCGAGCAGCGACGAAGAAGAAGGAGCUGAAGCUCGAAGUGAUGACGAAGUGGAGGAAAAAACUGAGAAUAAAGAGGAAGAAGUAGUGCCUGAGGAGGAGCUUGAUCCUGAAGAGAGGGAUUGUUUCCUUCAGCAGCUUUACAAGUUUAUGGAAGACAGAGGAACCCCUAUAAACAAGCCACCUGUUCUGGGAUAUAAAGAUCUUAACCUCUUCAAACUUUUCAGACUUGUACAUCAGCAGGGUGGGUGUGACAAUAUUGACAGUGGAGCCGUAUGGAAGCAAAUUUAUAUGGAUCUUGGCAUUCCUAUUCUGAACUCAGCUGCUUCCUACAAUGUAAAAACUGCUUAUAGAAAGUAUCUCUAUGGUUUUGAAGAGUACUGCCGCUCUGCAAACAUUCAGUUUAGAACCAUCCACCACAAUGAACCAAAAACAGUAGAAGUUGUGCAGACACAAGAAGAACCAAUGGAGGAAAGUGUGAAAGAAGAGCCAGAGAUGUCCCCUAUAGAGGUUCAGAAUGAGGCAGAAGAAGAUGAUUGUAGCAGUGAAAGUGAAAAAGAAGACGUUGAGCAGAUGUCACCAAGGGGAAGAAGAAGGCUUGUCCGUGACAUCACUGUUGCUAAAAAGGAAAGCGAAGAGGAUAAAGGCCAGGACAAACUAAAAGAUGUCAACAAGGAGAACAAAGAUGCUGAGGAAAUGUCCAAUAAUGCAGAAAAAAGGGAAAACGAAAUGGCGCCGGGAAGCAGGAAAGCCACACCAAAGCAAAAGGAAAAGAAAGUGAAACAGGAAGAGGAAUCUGACAGGGAGUCAGAAGAAGACGAGGAGAGGAGGGAUGAACUUGAAAACCGAGGGGAAUCGGAAGGCGAAGAGGGCGAAGAAGACACGGAGCCAUGCUUAACGGGAACCAAAGUGAAAGUAAAAUACGGUCGUGGGAAAACUCAGAAAAUUUAUGAAGCCAGUAUUAAAAGUACAGAAAAUGAUGAUGGCGAAAUUUUGUAUUUGGUGCAUUACUACGGCUGGAAUGUAAGGUACGAUGAGUGGGUGAAAGCGGAUAGGAUUAUUUGGCCUGCAGAGAAGGGAGGACCAAAGAAGAAGCAAAAGAAAAAGGCAAAAAGUAAAGAAGACUGUGAGAAAGAUGAAAAGAAAGAAGAGGAGAAACAAAAAGCAAAACGUGGGCGUCCUCCCCUGAAAUCGACUCUUCUAUCCAACCUUUCUUGCACUCUAUCCAAAACACCUAAUAGCGAAAGUAAACUGGGAGUCCGAAGUGUGCGCAACAGUCUUCCGGAUUGCGCACUCUUGCCAAAUGGGACAGAAGGAACGCCUCGUAGGCAAACAAGACGCAGCUCAGGAAUGUUGGAUUCUGACAGAGGGUCAAAUGACUCUGUUUCAUCUGACAGUGAUGCCGAGGAAACUUCUGAAAAAAAUCUAAAUGAAGAGUUCUCUCCAGCCCAUUCUGAACAAGGAAAAUAUGAGAAACGAACAGCUGAGAAAUCUGGUGUAGAGAUCCCACGGAUCUCACAGGUGCUGAAAGACAAUGAUAGGAAUCAAGUCCCUACUUCAGAAGCACUGAAGUUAGACGCCGAAGAAGCCGAAGAAGCAGGUCAUCUUUUUGGCAACAAGAACGAUCACGGAGAAGACCUGAAGAGAGAGAUAGAAAAAUCGCCUAAAGGAAAAGGGAGGAGGAACAGAACAAGAGAUUCCUCCCUAGAGAAUGUAAAAAUCGCAGCACUAACCCAGGAAGAGGUAAAUGAACAUCUUGGAGAAUCCGAGAGAUUAGAUAUGUCCACUUUGGACAGCAAAUGUUUAAGCACCAGUUUUGAAAAUGAAACGGAUCCUUUUGCAAAAGAUAGGAAACUUUUGAAAAGGAAGAUGAUAGAACAACCAUCCCCAGACAAACGAGGGCGACCAGAGAACGAAAUAGAUGUGCCAAAUAUUGUGAAUGACAGAAGAACGCAUGAAUGUUCUGGGACAGAAGAAUGUAAGGACGUCAGGGCUGAGGAGUCCCUCGGAAAUGAGAACGAGGAAAUGCCAUCCUUGGUGGCAGAAUCGGAUCAGCGCCUUCAAGUUCAGGGAGGUGAGCAUUCCGAUAGUUCCUCUGAGGCCCAUCAGAAUGCCCUGUUGAAAGAUGAAGAUGACGCCAUGCCUCAGAUUGGGCCAGAAAACCUCCUUUGUCACGAGGUGGACUUGGAUGACCUUGAUGAGAAGGACAAGAGCCUGCCGGAAAGCUUUCUCAUGGGUAAACAAGAUGCCAGCCAUCCCGCUCCGAACCCCCCUGCCUUGCCUCCGGUGAUGCAGCCGGGCUUCUCUGCGGCCUCACCUCUCGCCCUCAGCCAGGACGAGUCCCACAGCAUCAAAAGCGAAAGCGACAUCACCAUUGAGGUGGACAGUGUGGCUGAGGAGUCUCAGGAAGGCCUCUGUGAAAGCGAGUCUGCCAACGGGUUUGACGCUUGCACCACUUCAAGCAACGGGAGUGUGGCCGUCCCAGAAAGGGAGAUGGGAGAGAAGGGUCAAAAGAGGCCCGGUGACCAUAUCAGCAACUCAGUAGCAAAGAAGCAAAAGCGUACCCCAAAACGAGCAAGCACUGUAGCCAAAAAUGAAAAAAAUGGAACAGGUCAAAGUAGUGAUAGUGAGGAUCUUCCUGCCCUAGACAGUUCCAGCAAAUGUACUCCAGUCAAACACAUGGGUGUGUCCAAGCCACAGAAGCUGACUAGAUCGCCUGCAAGAGUAGCAUCUCCAAAUAUCAAAGAUGGGGAUAAAGACAAGCAAAGGGAGAAGAAUCAUCAGAAUGUUUCCCCAAGAGUGUAUAAGUGGAAUGUCCAGCUCAAUGAAUUAGACAACAUGAGCAGCACGGAGCGGAUCUCCUUUCUUCAAGAAAAACUGCAGGAAAUCAGGAAAUAUUACAUGUCUCUGAAGUCAGAAGUUGCCACUAUAGACAGGAGAAGGAAACGAUUGAAAAAGAAGGACCGAGAAGUGUCCCACACAGGAGCUUCCAUGUCCUCUGCUUCUUCAGACACUGGAAUGAGUCCCACGUCGUCCUCGCCUCCACAGAACGUGCUCGCUGUUGAAUGCAGGUGAUACUGGUCUUCUCUGCCUUGUGCAGCAAGUUGCUCUCAUGGACAGAAAUCCUGACCUACCGUAGAAAGUACUCAGCUGGUUUGACAUUGCCCAGUAUAUUCUGUAUACUCUUCCACUGCUGGACUGUGUCUGUCUCUUCUCCUUUGCGCCCCUCUCCUCCAUAUUGUCAUUCAGGAUUUUUCUCUUUUUUUAAAAAACAAAAACUUCCGUUGUGGGGAUUAAUUAAAUUAAUUGGCAAGGUGUAUUGUGUGCACUUAGACACAUCUCUGUCUUGGUGCUUUUCAGGGUUUUUUUUUUAUUUAAAACAGAAAAAGGGCACUUAAUGAAAUCUGGAGACACAAAUGUCUAAUUAAGCUUUUGGGUGCUAUAAGGAAAUUUGCUUUAAAAAAAAAAGAAUGAAAAACGGGGAGCGAGCACACCAACCCGGCAUCUGAACAGGUUCAUCAAAAUGCUAUUGCUGCACUUUUUUUUCACCAAGCUGUAUCUUAAUCCUGAGUAAGAGUCCCAUUGUUUUAUUUUUAAUAUUAUUAUUUUGAAGAAGCACUUGCAAUACAGACCUGCCAAAGUGUGUAUUCAGCAACGUGCCCAAUUUUAAAGGUGUAAAUUGGACAAAAUAUAUUGUGAAAGGAAGUGUAGUUGACUGGAAACUACCAUUGUAAUGAGUCUUCCACUUUUUUAUAGGAUUUUUGAGCACAUGAUUAUGCAAAUAUUUUAAUGUUUAAUGUUUACAGUGGAAUUGUGAAUAGGUUUUCAGUGGACUAUCUUAUCCCUUGACAAAAGUAUUUUGUCUUCUUUUCUAUGUAAUUUCAGAGUUUUUAUUUUGUUACAAAAAGGCAAAAAAAUAAAAUAUAUAACAAUGAAGUUAUUUAACAAGAUUUCUAAAGCAGAUUUUUUGUGUAAAAUAAGGUAUCUUGCAACUUGUUAAAUAUAUUUAUUCAGACAUUGGAUGUUGUAUUUUUAUGUGUUUUUUAAAAAAUAAAAUAAAAUUGGGAAGAAAAAAAAUCCGUUAGGUUCACUCUUUCGGUAAAAUAUACCUGUCACUUGAAAAAAACAACGAAACCCUGCCAUAUAUAGGAGGUUUCAGCCAUACCUGCAUAUGGGAGUGGUUUAAUCUGUUCAACUUUUCAGUGUAAAACUAAUCUGGCAUCUGGAUUAAACUUUAUCCUGUCUUGAGAACUUUGGCAGUCCUAAUACUUCUGUUGACUCUUAAGGAAACCGUUUUUCUUGGGUUGCCAUUACAGUGCUUGUCACACGUCUUCAUUUGCUGUUUUACUGAAGCUAGUCUUGUAUCUGCCAAAGUUGAUCUGUUAUCAUCCAAGGGUUUAACUUUACUGCUUUGGCUGUGGAUUGUCCCACAGUCUUGAGCUUGUAAAUAACUUUCCCAAAACCAUGUAUUUAAGGCGGUUUGCAUAACGCAUUGUGUAUAAAGUGAUUUUUUAAUCAAUUUUUUAAAAAAGUUCACCUUUGUACAUUGAAAAGGGGUUUUAUGCCUUUUUCCUUGUUAAUAUGGUGUAGAGUUAUAAGACAGAUUAUUACUAUCCUGAAAAUCUAGAUAAAGUUCACAAUCUGAAAGUCUCAACUGCAAGACUUGGGAAAGAGAGUCAUGAAAUGAAAGACGGCCUCUUUACCGUUUCAUUUUACCACUGUCAGCUUGUGAUUCCAGUUCCUUCCAUAUUCAUAGAGACUAAAGGAAAAAGUACUCUUGUAAAAAUGCACUUUUUCUGUCCUUUUCUUAAGCAGAGCUAUUUCAGUGUAUGAUGUAAAUGAAGCUCAGUGGAGAGCAUUAAUAAAGGUUAUGUUUUUAAA